AGGCGGAAGACUCGUAACUUGGUGGGAUUUCACUCCGGAAUGUGUCCUCUGCGCGCACCUGGAGCAGCCGGAGACAUGCAGAGGCAACAGAUUUUAGCCCGUUUUCACUCUGUUUUAUGAUACUGAGCCGCUGUGGAUCUGCGAUUUAUUCCUGUGAUGGGGAGAAUCACAUGGAACUGCGGUGCCGUGAUCCUGCUGGCCAUCGUUUGCUCAUGUCGUGCAGUCACUCUGGAGUCCAUCCAUUGGAGUAGCUCCAACACAAAAUUUAGUCCAAAUCAGGGUCUAGUCCUGUUUCCUCAGAUUGGGGACAAGAUGGACAUUGUGUGUCCGCGGGCAGAUGCUUCCUCGGGGGGGACGGAGGAGUUCUCCCGUGUCUACCUGGUCUCCCGAAGUCAGAUAGAGACAUGCACCAUCGACAAGACGGACACACCCUUGCUGAACUGCGACAAGCCUCACCGGGACGUAAAGUUCACGUUCAAGUUCCAGGAGUUCAGCCCCAACCUGUGGGGCUUGGAGUUCCUCAAGGGGAGGGACUAUUAUAUCACCUCCACCUCCACAGGCUCUCCGCAAGGACUGGAUAAUACUAAUGGAGGGCUGUGUAGAACCAAAUCCAUGAAGCUGGUGCUGAGAGUCGGCCAAAACUCUUCAAAUCCAGCUUCAACACUCCAGGAGUCCCCCACCAGAUUCCCACCCACAAGACCAAAGUCCAAGGCUAAGGACCCCUCCGGGAAAGAAGAGGAUAUCAAAAGCAAAACUGAAACAGGACAAACAAACCCCAGUGGCAGCGAUGGCCCAGAGACAGGACUGUUCAUGUGGGUUGUCUCUGGCUGUGUGAUCCUCCUUCUGGUCAUCAUAAUUCUACUGGCCUUGCUGUGGAGGUACCAUCGCAGCCGCUGUGUCCCAGAUAGCCAGCAGUCUGCCUCCGUGUCCCUCAACACUUUGGCUGUGCCAAAGCGGGACAGCAUCAGCAGCGACAACAACGGCUCCGACCGCAGCGAUGUUGUCUUUCCUCUGCGGGCUUCUGACAGCAUGAUCUGUCGUCAUUAUGAGCGUGUGAGCAGUGACUACGGGCCCCCUGUUUACAUAGUUCAGGAGAUAAUGCCCCAGAGUCCCACCAAUGUCUACUACAAAGUCUAAUAUUUGCUGCUCUCAUGCCAGUCUGUUGCAGGAAAUCCUGAAUUUGAACUGUCGGGGACACCCAGGCAACAGACAGUGACACAACACUUCCAUUGCUUUUGUUUUAAAGUUUGUGGGUGGUGUGAAGAAAAGACAAAAGUCAGUCUUAUCCUCUUGUCACACUGCACUAAGUGCACAAAAUCCUGUUGGACUGUUUUGUUUUCUUGUUAUAUUGAAAUGACAAUCAGAGAGGAAAUUGAUGUGUCAUAACACAUCAUUCAGUCGUUAUGGAAGUGUGCAGCGAAUUCCAGUGGUGGUUUGUACAUUACUAAGGUACUGUACUCAAGUACAAUUUUGAGGUUUCUGUGUCCAGACAAUUUAUACUUCUGCUCCAUUACAUUUCAGAGAAACAUAUUGUACUUCUUGCUCCUCUACAUUUAUCUGACAGCCAUAGUUACUUUACAAUUCCAAAUUUUAAAGACAUUUUUAAAGACCUUUAAUAAUAAUAUAUGAUGACUAAACAGUUCAAAUUUGACCUUAAUUGGUUAGUUCAUAAAUCAGUUAUCACAAAAUGUAUCAGCGACUGCUUCGAAAACUGACAUAGCUAAACAUUUCAUGGUUUCAGCUUCUCAAAUAUGGUGAUUUGCUGGUUUUCCACAUCUUAAAUUACAGUAAACUAAAUCAUUUAGAGGUUUUAACUGUUGGUUGGACAAAACAAGACAUUUGGAGUCAUCACUUAAAGCUCUGGGUAACUAUGAUGCAUUUCUCACUAUUUUCUUAACUUUUACAAACGGAUUAAUCAAGAAAAUAAUCAGGAGAUUAAUCCAUAAUGAAAAUAGCAGUAUUUCACACUCAUAUAAUCGUUUUUUCUGUAAUGAGUCAUUUUACCUGUUACUUUUGAUACUUGAAGUACUUUAAGUAAUUUUCCUGAUAAUACUUGCAUAGUUUUUACUUAAGUAACAUUUUUAAUUCAGGACUUUUACAUGUAAUGGAGUAUUUAUUUUUAAAGUGUCUGAAUACUCCCUCUACCAUUGGCAAAUGCCAAUUUGUUCAUGAUUUUAUUUUUCAAAGAAAAUAAAUCAAUUAUUUCUCACUGCCACCUCACAUGGCAGCUUCACUUGUACAGUAAGUGUGCAUCUUAUUUAGUUUAUUGAUGAAUCUUAAAAAAGAUUGCACUCCAACACACUACAUUUGCUAGCACUUAUUAAAUAUGAAUUUAUCACAAUUUAAUUGUGUAAACUGUUCAGUGAAAUGAAAAUAAUGAUUUUGUGGCUUUCAUUAAAGUUAAACCAUUUCAAAGGA
Molecule: messenger RNA, 2418 nt
Organism: Dicentrarchus labrax (European seabass)
Lineage: Eukaryota; Metazoa; Chordata; Actinopteri; Moronidae
Product: ephrin-B2a-like
Exons: 5
Coding region: 157-1137 (326 amino acids)
Biological process (GO): ephrin receptor signaling pathway; blood vessel morphogenesis; axon guidance
Cellular component (GO): plasma membrane
Molecular function (GO): ephrin receptor binding
Source: RefSeq, a predicted model, not a curated record